This is a messenger RNA of Mastomys coucha (southern multimammate mouse), 870 nucleotides long. Its product is annotated as anionic trypsin-2-like. The transcript has 5 exons. Gene Ontology annotation, molecular function: serine-type endopeptidase activity. Gene Ontology annotation, biological process: proteolysis. The coding region runs from base 82 to 822 and encodes 246 amino acids. The record is from RefSeq and is a predicted model, not a curated record. NCBI's taxonomy places the organism in Eukaryota, Metazoa, Chordata, Mammalia, Rodentia, Muridae.
CCCCACCUUGAGAGGCAGAGUUCUCCCUCCUCAAGGAUAUAAAAGUCUGUUUUUCUUCAGUGUUCAUUACCUUCUUCCACCAUGAAUGCACUCCUGAUCCUGGCCCUUGUGGGAGCUGCUGUUGCUUUCCCUGUGGAUGAUGAUGACAAGAUUGUUGGAGGCUACACCUGCCAGAAGAACUCUGUCCCCUACCAGGUGUCCCUGAACUCUGGCUACCACUUCUGUGGAGGCUCCCUCAUUAAUGACCAAUGGGUUGUGUCAGCAGCUCACUGCUAUAAAACCCGCAUCCAAGUGAGACUGGGAGAGCACAACAUCAAUGUCCUGGAGGGCGAUGAGCAGUUUGUCAAUGCCGCCAAGAUCAUCAAGCACCCAGACUUCAAUAGGAAGACCCUGAACAAUGACAUCAUGCUCAUCAAGCUCUCCUCCCCUGUGACUCUUAAUGCCAGAGUGGCCACUGUGGCUCUGCCCACCUCCUGUGCACCUGCAGGCACCCAGUGCCUCAUCUCUGGUUGGGGCAACACCCUCAGCUUUGGUGUCAGUGAACCAGACCUGCUCCAGUGCCUGGAUGCCCCACUCCUGUCUCAGGCUGAUUGUGAAGCCUCCUAUCCUGGAAAGAUCACUGAGAACAUGGUCUGUGUUGGCUUCCUAGAGGGAGGCAAGGAUUCCUGCCAGGGUGACUCUGGUGGCCCUGUGGUCUGCAAUGGACAGCUCCAGGGUAUAGUCUCCUGGGGCUAUGGCUGUGCCCUGCCAGACAAUCCUGGUGUGUACACCAAGGUCUGCAACUAUGUGGAUUGGAUUCAGGACACAAUUGCUGCCAACUAGAAAUUCCCAAUCCCUCUACAGUCACUAUACCAAUAAAGUGAAAUAUUC